CUGCCGCUGGGCUUGGCCGCUUGGGUCUGGGAGGCUCGGACGACUUGGAGUUGGAGCCCUCGCUGUCGCAUAUCGUCUUUCUAAUCGGCGAAGAGAAACCAGCAGAAGAGGAAGGAAGAUGGCAGCGGCGGCGACCGGCGGCGGGAUCUCCGCUGACGUCCCCAUCCUCCACUCGGAGAACCUCACCAGCAACGUCAAAUCCAUCUACUACAGUCGGACAUUUUUGUCAAUCAUCAGUGGAGUUGUUGCCGGAAUCUGGGGAUUCACAGGUUUGAUGGGGUUUGUGUUCUACCUUCUUGUAAUGAUGGUGGCAUCUCUCGGGCUUUUGGUGAAGGCCAAGUUUUCAAUCCAUACCUACUUCGACAGUUGGAACAGGAUUUUGAUUGAAGGAGUUUUUGGUGGCCUUAUGUCUUUUGUGCUGUUUUGGACGUUUGCCUAUGAUAUUGUGCACAUCUUCUGAUGGAUGGAACAAAACAACUCAAUUCGGAAGAGACCCAAAGGGUGCUGUGGGGUUUCUCCUUGAACUAAAUUAGCGUGUAACCACACCAACUCUGGAGGAUUACAUAAUCUACAUUCAGUGGACUACUGUCCUGUUUUGUCCCCCCUCAUGUAUCAGUUAUAGCCCUGUACUUUAGAAAGAUGCAAGUUGAUUAAGUUUGAUUUACAAACUGAUGUAGAAGUGACACCUCCAAUUGCUGGCAAGUAUGGUCCUUAUUCUUUUGAACAAUCUAGAACUUGCCCGGUAGUGGACAGCUGGUCAUUUUGCAUUUAUUAGUGCUUCUCAGUGUGCUUAUACAUAACCUCA
Oryza brachyantha (malo sina) is the source of this 805-nucleotide messenger RNA. RefSeq names its product ER membrane protein complex subunit 6. The transcript has 4 exons. Gene Ontology annotation, cellular component: endoplasmic reticulum; EMC complex; membrane. The record is from RefSeq and is a predicted model, not a curated record. Gene Ontology annotation, biological process: protein folding in endoplasmic reticulum; autophagosome assembly. NCBI's taxonomy places the organism in Eukaryota, Viridiplantae, Streptophyta, Magnoliopsida, Poales, Poaceae. The coding region runs from base 119 to 460 and encodes 113 amino acids.